This is a messenger RNA of Trichoderma atroviride IMI 206040, 2918 nucleotides long. RefSeq lists its product as uncharacterized. Gene Ontology annotation, cellular component: nucleus. Gene Ontology annotation, molecular function: protein-lysine N-methyltransferase activity; protein binding. The record is from RefSeq and is a predicted model, not a curated record. Gene Ontology annotation, biological process: peptidyl-lysine monomethylation. Lineage: Eukaryota; Fungi; Ascomycota; Sordariomycetes; Hypocreales; Hypocreaceae.
GCCUAGCGGGCGGCCCAAGCCUCUCGUCAGAAGCCUUCCAGCGAACAAUGAAAGAGCUUGGAGAGAUGGGGCUGAAACUGCAGAGUGCAGUAAAAAGACAACGAUUAGCUGUGGAAACCUCAGAUUUAUCCAAAUGCGAUCCUGAAAGGGUUCGAGAGGAAGCGACGAGGACCAGGCCGGCCUUGAAGAGGAGGGCAAAAGAGAGCCCCGAGGAAGCUGCUGAACAAAAAGUUGUAGAGAAGCCCAAAGUCGUCCAACAGACGGAGACAGCUGAUACAUCUGAGGCAAAUGCAGAUGCGGAAACGACCGAAAGGAGUGCAAGACGACCACCGCCUGUAAAUAGCGACGUCCUUCCACUACCGUGGAAAGGACGUCUCGGUUAUGCUUGUCUGAAUACAUAUCUCAGAGCAGCUAACCCUCCAGUCUUUUCGUCUCGAACUUGCCGCAUUUCCUCAAUCAUCGAUCACAGAUAUCCCCUACAGGAUCCAACACAGCCUGAGCAUCCUACAAAAAACCGACCAGACAAGACAAAGCCUCCAGAUGUCCAGAGAGGGCUCAAAUUUGUACAGGAUCUGGGCCUUGCAAACGCAAGAGAUAUAGUCAAGAUGUUGAGAUGGAACGACAAAUACGGCAUAAAAUUUAUGCGGCUCAGUAGCGAAAUGUUCCCCUUUGCAAGCCACGAGGAACAUGGCUAUAAACUCGCCCCGUUCGCCGCUGAUGUGCUGGCCGACGCGGGAAAAGUGGCUACUGAGCUAGGUCAUCGCCUUACAACACAUCCGGGACAGUAUACGCAAAUUGCCAGUCCUAGAAAAGAGGUUGUGGCUGCUUCUUUCAGAGACCUCGAAUACCACGACGAGAUGCUAUCGUUGUUGAAAUUACCUGAGCAGAUGGACCGAGAUGCAGUCAUGAUUCUGCACAUGGGAGGUGUAUAUGGCGACAAGGCAGCGACUCUGGAUCGUUUUCGCGAAAACUACUCCAGACUGACGGAGGGAGUCAAAAGGAGGCUGGUUCUGGAAAAUGACGAUGUCUCGUGGAGUGUCCAUGACCUUUUGCCGAUAUGUGAGGAGCUCAAUAUUCCGCUAGUCCUGGAUUAUCACCAUCACAACAUCAUUUUUGACCCCAGCAUCCGUGAGGGCACUCUGGACAUUAUGAGCUUCUACGACCGCAUAGAAAAGACUUGGUCGAGAAAGAAUAUCAAGCAGAAAAUGCACUAUAGCGAACCGACAGCAGACGCUGUCACGCCACGAGAUCGGCGGAAACAUUCUGCGCGCGUCAAGGUCCUCCCCCCAUGCAAACCAGAUAUGGAUUUGAUGAUCGAGGCCAAAGACAAAGAGCAAGCCGUUUUUGAGCUCAUGAGGACCUUCAAGCUCCCUGGAUGGGACCUCUUUAACGACGUCGUCCCACACGAGCGGGACGAUGAACUUAGCAAAGAGGCUAUUCGGGAAGCGAAAAGAUUGGUCAAAAAGACCAACAGGAGCGACGAACCGGGUAUAUUGGCCGUUGGGCAUGGAAGAAUGGCUACCGAUUUUCAGAGCCAGACAAAAGUGUUCCUUGAUUGGUUCAAGUCUUUGCCUGGGUCUACAUUUUCUGAGCAUAUCGAGAUUAGGGAUCUACGAGAAAGAAAUGCAGGUCGCGGCAUAGUGGCGCUUCAGGAUAUUCCUGCUGAUACAGUCUUAUUUACUGUGCCUCGAAGUGCAAUUGUCAAUAUCGAGACCUCUGAGCUCAGAGCAAAGCUACCCGAUGUCUUCCUCAACCAGGAUACUGCCAUGGAGGUGGAUAACAAGCCGCAGCAAGAUCCCUGGAGCACGCUGAUUAUUGUCUUGAUAUACGAGUACUUCAAAGGAGACCAGUCGAGUUGGAAGCCAUACCUUGAUGUCCUUCCAGCAUCGUUCGAGACGCCCAUGUUUUGGUCUGAUGCUGAAGUUGACGAGCUUCAAGCGAGCGCCACACGAUCGAAAAUUGGCAAAACCAAUGCGGAAGAAAUGUUCCACGCAAAGAUUUUGCCCGUGAUCCGUGGAAAUCCUGACAUCUUCCAAACUAGCCAGGCCAAGAGCGAUGAAGAGCUUAUCCAACUAGCCCAUCGCAUGGGAAGCACGAUAAUGUCAUAUGCUUUUGACUUCCAGAAUGAGGACGAAGAAGAAGAGGAUGAUUCUGAAGAAUGGGUCGAAGAUCGUGAGGCCAAGUCUACAAUGGGCAUGGUGCCAAUGGCUGAUAUUCUCAACGCUGAUGCCGAGUAUAACGCACAUGUCAAUUAUGGAGACGACGCCCUUACUGUGGCAACAUUACGAACUAUUAAAGCUGGCGAAGAGAUCUUGAAUUACUACGGCCCUCAUCCUAACUCUGAGCUCCUUCGUCGCUACGGAUACGUAACUCCGAAACAUUCUCGCUAUGAUGUCGUUGAACUUCCAUGGAAGAUGAUUGAAGAUGCUUUGGCAGCAAACCUAGGCCUGUCAAGUGAGCAGCUAGAUAGCGCACGAGAGCAUUUGGAUUUGGACGAGUUCGAAGAGACAUUUGUCUUGGAACGAGAAUCAGAUGAACCUAAUCCAGAUGGCACUUUUGCCAAUCCAGCUAAAUUUAGCGAGAUACCAGAAGAUCUCCGGGAGCAGCUCAAAUCAAUGCUCAAAGCUAUUCGCAAAGUGGAUCCAUCGUGCAUUGUCGACAAGCGAAAACGCGACGAGGUUCAACAUACUGUACUCAUCACGGCGCUUGAUGCCCUCACGUCACAGUAUCCGACGACUAUUAUAGAAGAUGAGCUGAUCCUCUCGGGUAGCAACCUUAGCGAGCGGCGCAAAGCCGCUGUCACAGUGAGGCUUGGGGAGAAACGAUUGCUCCAAGAGGCUAGAGUCCUUUUAUCGGAGAUCGCUUCCGAUGCCAUUUUGGACGACGCUCCAGCACCGAACAAGAAAGCUAGGCGGUAA